AUGGAGGCCAAGGUGAGCUUCCACGUGCGGCGCUACCUGCGCGAGUGCGAGGAGCGCGGCGCGCGGCCCAGCGAGGCCACGGUGACCGCGCACCUGCGCGACACGUACGCCGAGUACCAGCGCAAGCCGCAGGGCGCGCUGCGCAAGGUGGUGGCCAAGGUGCUGAAGAAGGCGCAGCCGGCGGUGGAGCCCAGCAGCAAGUCGCCGGGCUCGGAGACGCCCAAGCGCUCGCGCUCGGACAGCGACAGCGACGACGAGCAGCAGAUCCGCGCGCAGGAGCAGCAGCAGGCGGCCUCGGGCGCGGGCAACUCGCUGAACCGCGCCAUCCAGCAGAAUUAUGCCGGGCAGAGUUCUGCCGCCGCUGAGCGCCCCGUCGUCAAGAAGAUCAAGAUCAUCCGCAAGAAGUCCAGGAGGGACGAGGAGGACAAGGAGAACGACGCAGCCGCUGCGGACGAGAGCAAGGGCUUCGUGGUAGAACGCCCUACCACCAGAUACAGCGACGUGGGCGGCAUCCAGGCAAUUCUGCAGGAGGUGCGCGAGCUCAUCGAGUACCCUCUGACCCACCCGGAGGUGUACGCCCACCUGGGCGUAGAGCCCCCACGCGGCGUUCUACUCCACGGCCCCCCGGGAACGGGCAAGUCGAUGCUGGCCCACGCCAUCGCCGGCGAGUGCGGCGCCACGUUCCUCAAGGUCUCGGCGCCCGAGGUGGUCUCGGGCAUGUCCGGCGAGUCGGAGCAGAAGCUGCGCGAACUCUUCGACGAGGCCAUCGCGCGCGCGCCCUCUAUCAUCUUCAUCGACGAGAUCGACGCCAUCACGCCCAAGCGCGAGACGUCCGCGCGCGGCAUGGAGAAGCGCAUCGUGGCGCAGCUGCUCACGAGCGCCGACUCGCUGAGCUUGGAGAACACGGGCGGCAAGCCCGUCGUGCUGAUCGGAGCCACCAACCGGCCGGACGCGCUGGACUCGGCGCUGCGUCGCGCCGGCAGAUUCGACCGCGAGAUUUGUCUCGGCAUCCCGGACGAAGAGGCCAGGGAGAAGAUUCUGCGCGUGCUGGCCAGGAAGAUGACGCUGGAGGGAGACUUCGACUUCGCAGCGCUCGCGCGUCGCACGCCCGGGUAUGUGGGCGCGGAUCUGGUCUCGCUCACGAAGGAGGCGGCGGUGGGGGCGGUGAACCGCAUUUUCACCAACAUCAACGCGGUCAAGACGAUCACGGCGGAGGUGGAUGCCACCAGCGUCUCAGCCGAGACCGAGACGUCGGACGCGGGUACUAGUGACGACGCGAUGGAGGUCGAUGCGACUCAGGAGAAGGCGGCGGAGAAGGAGAAAGACGUGGAGGAGAAGAAGGACGCGCCGUCUGCGGCAGACGACUUGCGCGCGCAGGUGGAGCCCUUCACGGAGGAGCAGUUGGCGCCCCUCAGCAUCACCAUGGCCGACUUUGAAGCUGCGAUCCCGAAGGUCCAGCCGAGCUCCAAGCGCGAGGGCUUCGCUACGAUCCCAGACGUCACGUGGGACGACAUCGGCGCGCUCAACGAAGUGCGCGACGAGCUCUCGCUCGCCGUGCUGCAGCCGAUUGCCCACCCGGAACGCUUUGCGGCUCUUGGUUUGUCCAUGCCUGCUGGCGUGCUGCUGUACGGACCUCCUGGUUGUGGUAAGACGCUGCUGGCCAAGGCCAUCGCCCACGAAAGUGGUGCGAACUUCAUCAGUAUCAAGGGACCGGAGCUUCUGGACAAGUAUGUGGGCGAGUCGGAGCGCUCUGUGCGGCAGGUCUUCCAGCGCGCGCGUGCGUCUUCCCCGUGCGUUGUGUUCUUCGACGAGCUGGACGCGCUCGCGCCUCGACGUUCGAGUGGCUCCGGCGAUGGCGGUGGCAACGGCGUCAGCGAGCGCGUGGUGAACCAGCUGCUGACCGAGAUGGACGGACUGGACGGCCGUCGCAAUGUGUUCGUGAUCGCUGCUACCAACCGCCCGGACAUCAUCGACCCCGCCAUGCUGCGUCCUGGCCGUCUCGACAAGCUGCUGUAUGUGCCGCUGCCGCAAGCCUCGGAGCGCCACCAGAUUCUCAAGACCAUUUGUGCCAAGUGCGCUUUGGCCCCGUCAGUGCAGCUGGAGGCGAUCGCCGCCGACCCUCGCUGCGAGGGCUUCAGUGGUGCUGACCUCAGCGCGUUGGUUCGCGAAGCCGGUAUCACGGCCUUGCGCGAGACCGACUUCUCCAAGCUCGAGGCUGGCGCCACGACUCUAGGAAUCGAGCACCACCACUUCAUCAGCGCGUUCGACCGCGUCUUCCCGUCGGUAUCACGCGCGGACCAGCGUAUGUUCGACCGAAUGAAGAAGAACCUGCGCAAGUCUCGCUCAUCGAUGACCAGGAGCAGCAGCAGCACGACGGUGACCGCAGGUGAUAACACCACUCAGGGUGAGGGAGAUUCCUCCUCGAAGGACAAGACGGACUCGAAGGAUGAUGUCGACAUGACCGAAGGCAAGCAGUAGAGAGAAGAGAUUGUAUUUUUGAGCUUCUGCCAGGACAGUGCUUCCUGACUGCAUAGAAUAUAGCGCCCGCUAACUUAUG
This is a messenger RNA of Phytophthora sojae, 2557 nucleotides long. RefSeq lists its product as hypothetical. The record is from RefSeq and is a predicted model, not a curated record. Gene Ontology annotation, molecular function: ATP binding; ATP hydrolysis activity; RNA binding. Gene Ontology annotation, biological process: response to oxidative stress; ribosome biogenesis. Gene Ontology annotation, cellular component: nucleus. The coding region runs from base 1 to 2478 and encodes 825 amino acids. NCBI's taxonomy places the organism in Eukaryota, Oomycota, Peronosporomycetes, Peronosporales, Peronosporaceae. The transcript has a single exon.